Messenger RNA from Chelmon rostratus (copperband butterflyfish), 2496 nucleotides. RefSeq names its product branched chain amino-acid transaminase 1, cytosolic (gene bcat1). The transcript has 11 exons. The record is from RefSeq and is a predicted model, not a curated record. Gene Ontology annotation, cellular component: mitochondrion. Bases 52 to 1152 code for a protein of 366 amino acids. Gene Ontology annotation, molecular function: branched-chain-amino-acid:2-oxoglutarate transaminase activity. Lineage: Eukaryota; Metazoa; Chordata; Actinopteri; Chaetodontiformes; Chaetodontidae. Gene Ontology annotation, biological process: L-valine biosynthetic process; L-leucine biosynthetic process.
CUCAUCAGACGUCUCUCCUGCUCUGAAGGAAGGAAACAUUCCACCACCCCGAUGGCUGAUAACUGCACUCCAAGCUUCAAGGCAGCUGACCUGGUUAUCCAGCUGACCUCCGCUCCAAAGCCCAUCGUGGACUUGCCCACGUUCGGGACUGUCUUCACUGACCACAUGCUGACCAUAGAGUGGAGUGCGGCUGAAGGCUGGCAGGCGCCGCUCAUCAAGCCCUUUGGGAACCUGUCAUUCCACCCGGCCUGUUCAUCACUACACUACGGCAUACAGCUCUUUGAAGGGCUGAAGGCGUACCGUGGGGAUGACAACCGACUGCGUCUCUUCAGACCGAUGCUCAACAUGAUCCGCAUGUCCAAAUCGGCUAAGAGAGCUUGUCUACCUGCUUUUGAUGAGUUGGAGCUGCUGGAGUGUAUCAGGCGACUGGUAGAGAUUGACCAUGCCUGGACUCCUCACUCAGACUCAGCAGGUCUGUACAUCAGACCAACAUUUAUUAGCACUGAGUCUACUCUGGGCAUGAAGAAGCCAACCCGUGCCUUGCUGUAUGUGAUCAUGUGUCCAGUGGGCCCUUACUUCAACACUGAGGCAGAGGCCCUGUCCUUGUGGGCCGACCCAAAGUACACGCGGGCCUGGAAAGGAGGAACUGGAGACUGCAAGAUGGGAGGGAACUACGGCUGUUCCUUCUUUGCCCAGUACGAAGCAGGGGAUUAUGGGUGUCAACAGGUGCUGUGGCUGUAUGGAGAUGAUCACCAGAUCACUGAGGCAGGAACCAUGAACAUCUUCCUGCACUGGAUCAAUGAGGAUGGAGAGGAGGAACUUGCAACUCCACCUCUGGACGGUAUCAUACUCCCAGGUGUAACCCGACAGAGCGUCCUGGAGCUAACCAAGAAAUGGGGUGAGUUUAAGGUGACAGAGCGCUACCUGACCAUGAGCCAGCUGUGCUCUGCUCUGAAGCAGCAGCGGGUCAAAGAGUUGUUUGGCUCCGGUACUUCCUGGAUAAUCUGUCCCAUAGGGCGCAUCGUUUACCAGGGAGAGAGCUUUCUCAUCCCCGCUCAGGAUAAAAACUCACAGCUGACUUCACGGAUAGCAAAAGAACUCACAGAUAUACAGUAUGGACGCACACCCAGCGACUGGACCUUCCUGGUGUAGCAGUGAUGAAGAGGCCUGAAACACAGACAUACACACACAAUGACCAGCGUGUGUAGAACAUAAUCAAACUAUUACGCAACAACCAAAGUCAUACUGUAAAUGUGCAUUAAAUAGGAAACAAGUAUCUGCAAUAUUUGUAGUCUAACUGCAAUAUGCUGGAGAACAACUCUGUGGCAAGAGUGUCAUUCCACUUUACCUCCUUUUAAACUUAAUUUAAUGACAAACACACAACUGUCCAAAAUAAUUAACAAAAGUAGGCUAAUGUCUCAUGCAAUACUGCACAAUAACUUACACUAACCCAGCCACCAUGGCUUAUACUGCUGCUUCUCAUCUCCUUUUCCGACCAGCAUCCAGGACAAAAGCAACUGCAAGGGGAUUGAGUUUUAUAGUUUAUAGUGAAAUACAGUGCAGACUAUUAUGUCAUAGUCCUGUAAUGACCCUGUAAUGAGUGGAGCUGCUUCUCUUUGGUAAGGCAUCUGACGGUAGAGAUGAUGGUGUUGCUACUCAUAGCUGGUUUUCCAGGUUUGGGUCAGUCAGUCUUGAGCAGAACUGAGUUUUUGCAAGAAUCAACUCUGAAGAGCGCUGCUCUCAGUAGUAGAAUGCCGCUGAGCUCAGAGUCCCAUGUUGUUGGUUGUCAGGCACAGCAGCUGGUUCCACAUUAAACUGCAAAUAUGCUCAGUUGCUUUCGUUCACAUUUCAUGUCCGGAAACCACUCACCAAACGCCUGAAGGAGUUUUCACACUCAGCAGUGUAUCCAGAAUAGGAACAUUUUCAAUGUUUCCACUUUCCAGCUGCACUUGGCACAGCUUUAACUUCACCUCAAAUGAUUUCUUAUUCGAAAGGAUAGAGCCAAAGCACACAGACUGAGUUUCCAUGUCAGGUUUUCUUUCAUCUCUAUGAAUUAUUCCAGACAAACUGACACUUUUCAUCAAUUUUACUUUGUCCAGCAGCUCCACAGCAGCAACAAUGCCCUCCUUCACAAAUUCUCCUUCUUAGCUUGUUAACUUUUAGCUCGCUCAUCACAAAACCUGCCUGCAGAACAGUGUCUCUGUCAGAAUGUGGUCUCGUGAAAGCUCCUUGUUGGGCACCCAAACUUCAUCCAAGCAGAUUUUUCCUCGCAGCUCAAGCAAACACCCGGAUUCGCUCCGAAUUCUUCUCUGAUCCAGAGCCAUUUACCAGCUGGAGGAGAGCUCAGAAUUUGUUUUUUUAAACUUCUUGGAUUAAAAAGUGGAAUCAUCCUCACUUUCGCUUCUUGACCUGUCUGCAGCAGCCAGCCGCAGAAAAGCCUGUACCUCUUUAUAAACACAUGUUAACACCUGUUAAUGUAGCACAAUAAAUGUUCAG